UUCAAACGCGAGAAAAGUAGCACUGGCCGCGCGAGAGAGAUACGGAUGCCAGAGUGAUUACAAAAGUAAACCGCAACUGCCCAGGCAUAUUUAGAACAUGCAUUAAAUAUAUGGAAAUGUACAGUUAUAUAUAUAUAGAAGUAUAAACAAAUCUGCUGCAAUUCGCGCCUAACAACACAGAAGUCAUGUGCGAGUUGUACAAUUUGUUGAAGUUUACACGUGUUUUCAAAGAGUUCGCAUCGACUUCGUACCUGAGCUUGUGUCUGUGAAUUGAGUGUGUGGCAAUGCUAUAUCAAAGCAGAUUAGUUAAUGGAAAUUCAUUUACGCUUACUCUUCAGCUGCUCUUGGCUAUUUCUGGCAGGUUUUGCGGCGUAGUCGCUGCUCAAGAUGAGUCCAUGACUCUGACAACUACAGCAGCAGCAGCAGCAGCAGCAACUAAUAUACCCGCUUUGAUACCCAGCCAUAGCUGUGUCAACUGGACGUCGGCGCCAGAGGCUGCGGAUGGCAACUGCACGAGGCUAUCGCGCAAUGGCUUGAUCAGAUGCUAUGGCGGCAUGAACAAUCUGGCAGCAUUAAACUCGAAGCCGGGCAAAGCUUUGCCGGCGCAGCAGAUGCUCUUAUGCGGCUGGCCAAGGGAGUCCUUCAAUCCGCUGCGUGAGCUGCAAAAGUUUUCACAGCUGCGCGCACUGACCAUCGAGUACAGCGGCUUCACGGAGUUCAUAUUUGAUUUUCCAGAUAUGUAUCACCUGCAGGCCAUUAAUAUCUCCUGGACGAAUCUCUCGUACAUUUCGGCGCGCACCUUCAAGCGCAUACACGCCUUGGAAGUCUUAGAUCUGCGCUGGAAUCAACUCAUACAGCUGGAUGGACCACUGAUGCUGCCGCACUCCUUCCAGCAACUCUACCUGGCGGGCAAUCCGUGGAACUGCACGCGCAACUUCAAGUGGCUGCUGCUGCAGCCAGAGAAGGGUCGCUUGGUGGCUGAUCGCGAGGAGCUCAUUUGCACCGAUCGCAAGUACAAAGAGCGACAAAUGCUGCUGGUCAUGCACUACAAGGUGGUGCUUCGCCGAGAGUGCCAAUCGCAUCCAGAUCUGCUGAACUGCACUUGCCUGAUGCAUCACAUCAUCCCGAAGUCAUACAUUCCACUUUACACGGUCAACUGUUCGCACCUUCAGUUUCAGACUUUGCCAGCGUAUUUGCCAGAGAACACAACCACCUUGUAUAUCAAUGAUAAUCAGAUCAGCGAUAUAAAUCCAUUGCGCGAUAAUCCACACUAUCGGCAUGUGGUGGACGUGCAGCUGGAAAACAAUUGGAUCUCAAACAUUGACGUGCUGGAGGACACCUAUUGGCUGCAAAACUUUCGUCUGUUCAACCUGCAGGGGAAUCAGCUGCGCAAGCUUCAGGUGUAUGCGCUGGACAAUGCGCUGAACGAUAACGAGAAUGCGAAUCUCUUCCUGAUUAGCAGGAAUCCUUGGCAUUGCACGUGCAAGUUCGGCAUGCGACUUCGCGAGUUCCUCACCAAGUACAAGGACAUUGUGCGGGAUGCCUGGAAUGUCACCUGCACCUAUAUGCAGGGAGACGAGCUACGGCUGGCCAAGGUCUUGACCCUCACCCGCCACGAUAUGUGCAACAUUAGCGUCGAAGAUGAUAUGCGCAUCCAUCCCAUCGACUGGCUCAACUGUGUGCUCGCCAGCCUCAUCAUUCUGAUUCUUGGCAAGCUGGCGUAUGACUAUUAUUUCUACAAAUAUCACGGUCGGGUGCCAUGGAUAGUCAUGAAGAUGCCAUAGGAAACUUCUUAAUGGAACUCCUUAGGCAAAUAUCAGAGCACUUACUGUAUCUAAAUAUGAUAUCAUGAGAUCCUUAUCCCACCAAUUUCUUAAAUUAAUUUAA
Molecule: messenger RNA, 1887 nt
Organism: Drosophila hydei
Lineage: Eukaryota; Metazoa; Arthropoda; Insecta; Diptera; Drosophilidae
Gene: swi2
Product: protein singed wings 2
Exons: 6
Coding region: 285-1784 (499 amino acids)
Cellular component (GO): plasma membrane
Molecular function (GO): protein binding
Source: RefSeq, a predicted model, not a curated record